Alternaria burnsii is the source of this 1002-nucleotide messenger RNA. RefSeq names its product glycogen debranching enzyme. The transcript has a single exon. The coding region runs from base 1 to 1002 and encodes 333 amino acids. Lineage: Eukaryota; Fungi; Ascomycota; Dothideomycetes; Pleosporales; Pleosporaceae. The record is from RefSeq and is a predicted model, not a curated record.
AUGGAGCGCCAAGCGCCACAUGUCGUCCCCAAUGCGACGACACGCGCGCCCGUACGAUCGCGUCUCCCCACGGCGCUGCGCGUGCCCAUCCUCAUCAGCCUGAACAUGGGCAUCAACAUGCUGCUCUGGGAGUUUACCGCCAAUUUCCUCCAGCCCGAGCUGGGCGCCGUCAGCAAAGUGCCCAACGAGGACGAUGUCACGUCUUUCUACUCGCCCGUCGCGCGCAUUGCCAUGCGCUUCCUGACGGUUUGGAUGACGUGGUACUUCAGCUACGACUUCUACGAUGUCUCGGCCCUCACCGUCCUCACCUACGCGCCCUUUACCUACCUCCUUACCACCUUCUACGACAUCUCGGCCUUGACCGCCGCGGCCAACAUUUCCAUCGAGGUCCUCUCCUUCGCCGUACCCACGUACCUCCUCCGCCCACGCUCCAUCGUCCACAGGAGCAACGAGCCCCUGCGCAACCGCUUCCUCCUCAACAGCGUGCAGGUCCAGGUCUCUUCCUCGAUGCUCGCAGCAGGCGUCUACGUUACCAUUCUCUGGGCUGGCCUGAAGAGCGGUCUCCUCAACACUUUCCUCGUCCAGUACUUCGACAUCCCCACCCUGGAAGCCGCACAUCUCGAGACCCCUGUGUCCAUCCUCAUCAAGACUGUCGUUGUCGGCAUUGCCGCCAAGGCCUUCUUGCUCAACCCUUCAUUCGCAGCCCAGCGCUCCGGUACCCAGACACCGGCUGACGACUUCGAUCCCGCAACCGCGACCCUGCCCAAGACGCUUGAACACAACUUCUUCAACUUCAGCAAGAGGACUAGGACACUGAUCCAACAGACGCUUAUUCUCAACGCCUUCUUGUUCGCCGGUACUGUCCAACGGUGUAUGACGCUCAUUGGUACCGACGUUGUUGGUGCGGUUGGAUAUGCCGGUGUGUGGGUUGCGGCGAAUACAGUGGUUGCCUUGUGGUAUGGAUGGGUUGGAGACACCAGUGCCGACUACGAGCCGUUGUAA